Messenger RNA from Centrocercus urophasianus (Greater sage-grouse), 3399 nucleotides. RefSeq names its product myocyte enhancer factor 2D (gene MEF2D). Gene Ontology annotation, biological process: cell differentiation; positive regulation of transcription by RNA polymerase II. Bases 507 to 2084 code for a protein of 525 amino acids. The transcript is spliced from 12 exons. Gene Ontology annotation, molecular function: protein dimerization activity; RNA polymerase II cis-regulatory region sequence-specific DNA binding; DNA-binding transcription factor activity, RNA polymerase II-specific. The record is from RefSeq and is a predicted model, not a curated record. Lineage: Eukaryota; Metazoa; Chordata; Aves; Galliformes; Phasianidae.
UUUGGGGCCAGGGAGGUGACGGGGCCGUGUCACUGCAGGAUCUGAUAAGGGUGAGAUGCCUGCAAAGAGAAUUCCUCGCAGAUCAUUAUUUAUACCUCUGCCUGCGUCACUGGUAAACAUCUGGAUUCGCUCCAGACGUUUUCAUCCGCUCCGUUCCGUGGGCUCUGAUGCAGAUCUGGGUCGCAUCCCUUUGGUCGUAUGGUUUUGGCUGAAAUUUGGGAACGGAGGCCGUUUUGCUUUUUGGAUGGACCAGCAUCCCGACCUCUCUGCACGCGCUGCGCCGAGCUCCGCGAGGUUUCUGAUGGCUCAGCCCCACUGGACUCGCCGGAGGGUGCCAUGAACUGAGCGUCCAGCUCCUUUUCGUUUGGUUUCCCUUGGUUCUUCAUCGCUCCCUCUCCAUCCCCUCCUCCCCCCCAAACAUUUUUCAUGAGAACAUUUUAAAAGGGGGCUCCUCUCGCGCUCCCCCGGGUGACGCUGUGCUGCUGCGGUGAGGAUCUCCUGAGAAGAUGGGGAGGAAAAAGAUCCAGAUCCAGCGGAUCACCGAUGAGCGGAACCGGCAGGUGACCUUCACCAAGCGCAAGUUCGGCUUGAUGAAGAAAGCCUACGAGCUGAGCGUGCUGUGCGACUGCGAGAUCGCCCUGAUCAUUUUCAACCACUCCAACAAGCUGUUCCAGUAUGCCAGCACCGACAUGGACAAGGUGCUGCUCAAAUACACCGAGUACAACGAGCCCCACGAGAGCCGGACCAAUGCGGACAUCAUUGAGACGUUAAGAAAGAAAGGUUUUAAUGGCUGUGACAGCCCGGAACCCGACGGAGAUGACUCGAUAGACCAGAGCCCCUUGAUGGAGGAUAAAUACCGUAAAGGCAGCGAGGAUCUGGAUAUCCUGUUCAAGCGAUACGGUUCUGCAGUGCCCACGCCAAACUUUGCCAUGCCAGUGACGGUUCCUGUGACCAACCAGAACACGCUGCAGUUCAGCAGCCCGGGCAGCUCGUUGGUGACCCAAUCCCUGGUAACCUCAUCGCUGACUGACCCCCGGCUCCUCUCACCACAGCAACCAGCACUGCAGAGGAACACCGUGUCCCCAGGGUUGCCGCAGCGGCCAGCCAGCGCAGGGGCGAUGCUUGGGGGUGACCUGAACAACACCAACGGAGCUUGCCCGAGUCCUGUGGGCAACGGCUACGUGAGCGCUCGUGCCUCCCCUGGUCUCCUUCCCGUCUCCAACGGCAGCACUUUGGGCAAGAUCAUCCCAGCCAAGUCCCCUCCACCACCACCCCACAGCACGCAGCUCGCCACCAACAGCCGCAAGCCGGACCUGCGCGUCAUCACCUCGCAGAGCGGCAAAGGGCUGAUGCACCACCUGACGGAGGAUCACCUGGCUCUGCAGAACACACAGCGGUUAGGUGUCUCCCAGGCGACUCACUCUCUAACCACACCGGUUGUUUCUGUGGCCACCCCGAGCCUGCUGACACAGGGGCUGCCGUUCUCUGCCAUGCCGACUGCGUACAACACAGAUUAUCAGCUGACAAGUGCUGAGUUAUCUUCACUGCCAGCAUUCAGCUCACCUGGUGGGUUGUCCCUUGGCAACAUCUCUGCCUGGCAGCAACAACAACAGCAACAGCAACAGCAGCAGCAGCAGCAGCAGCAGCAACAGCAGCAGCAGCAGCAGCAACAACAGCAACAGCAGCAGCAGCAACAGCAGCAGCAACAACAACAGCAGCAGCAGCACCUGGUUCCUGUAUCACUAGGAAAUUUAAUACAAGGAAGCCACUUGUCGCACACCACCACUUUGACUGUCAACACCAACCCCAACAUCAGCAUCAAGUCGGAGCCCGUUUCACCCAACCGGGAACGAAACACUGCCACCCCACUCAGCACCUUCCCCCACCAGCCCCGCCACGAGCCCACCGGCCGCUCGCCUGUCGACAGCCUCAGCAGCAACACCAGCUCCUACGAGGGCAGUGAGCGAGAUGAUCCCACUCGCACCGACUUCAGCUCCUCCCUGGGGCUGCUGCGCCCUGGCGGUGAGGCUGAGGGGGAGAGCCCUUCAGUGAAACGCAUGCGGUUGGAUACCUGGGUCACAUAACGGGUCCCCGUCAUCCCCAGGAGCGCCGCUGGCUCGCAGCGGGGAGGGGAGGGGGGGGGGAGGGGAGGAUUCUGGGGACAAAAACGGGUUUUAGGGGUUGGGGUGGGGAGAUUAUCAUAAACUGCCUGAGAAAUAGCUUUAGGAUUUUGUAGGCAUUCAUUCUAGCACAACGGGCGACGCACGCAGUUCGUACAGCUGGGAGCUGUGAGUUCCAGGUUGGGUGGCAAGGAAGUCAAAGGGAGAGGGAUUGGAGCUGGGGGCUGUGGGGCUGCGCUGGUGCAGCGAUGCAGGCGCUGAGCAUCCCUGAGGGCCUCCGCACAGCCUGGGCAGGAGGGGAUGGUUCAGUCCCAUGGGACAAGGCUGUGUGCUGCAGCGUUGCUUGGAGGUGUAGGGGGAACACGAGACAGGUUUAAGGCUUGAUCUUUGCUGUUUGGGUGAGAGGUGGUUGUGGACAUCAUCAUCUUUCCCUGCAGAGAAGGGGGCACCGCUGCUUCUGGCCACAACCAUCCAAAACCUUCAGCCACCUCUGCUGAGGUCCCACUGAGCCCCGCAGGGUGCUUGGCUGAGGCAGGGCUGGUUUGGGAGAAACAGUCGUUUUACCAAAAAAAAAUGCUGCAAGUGUGUCUAAAAUGCAUUCCCUGUUCUGUAUGGGUCGAAGCUUUAAGUUAGAAGCUAGGAGUAAAUCGUUGUUAUUUAAGGAUUGCCACUGAAAUAACGUCCUUAGGGAUUUUGCCUGAAGGCCUCGGGAGGAGUGAACUGAGCUGCACAGGAUCUCUGCAGCAGCCUCAGCCACCUGGUUCAGUGGAAGGAAAAAGGGCACGAGGGAAGCAGGGGAAGUUCUGGAGCUGCUUUGUGGUGCCAUCUCUGCCCCUGUCCCUGCUCAGGACUGUGAGGACGGUCCUCCGGCCACAUAGUUCCUCUUCACUGAAGCUUGUGGUUGCAGAAUGACACAGAACCUGCCCCAGCACCUAAACUCAUCCUGCACAGGGAGUUCCCCAGGGGAUGAGGGUUGUGCAUCUGCCUCCUCCCAGAGAUCCCAGCAGAGUUAGGUUCCAGCCCAACCUGUUGCACUGGGGCGGAUUGUGAUGAAAAUGAAUGCGGGCAACUUAAGGCGAGCAGUCAGAGGAAGGCCUCCGAAAAUUCAGAUGGGAGUGAACGGUGAUGGCUGUGGAGAGGCAGCACGGAGCCAACGCAGCCCCACAAUCCCUGCGCGGAGCUGAAAGAGGUGUGCUGGCAGCGACCUCCUGCUGAAACCCUUUGAAAAGUCCCGUUUGCCACCAUUUCCCCAAAGGCUGAUCUGGUUCCGAAUGCAAAA